GACAUGUAUUCUCUGAAACGUGAUAGGAGGAAAAAGAAAGAACAGAUUCUGAUAGCAAAACUUGAACCAGAAACCAACUUUUCCGAAAAAGAUUUGACGUUCUUAAUUCGAUUUUUUAAAUCUUACGUCGGUGACGCACACUUCAUGGAUGAGUUUCUCUUCACGAAACUACUGUUCGAGACUUUUGGGUACAUGGAGCAUUUUUUCAUGCUUAGAGUGCUCGCAGUUGCGGACAGGAAUAAGGACGGCCAGAUCGACAUUGAGGAAUUCGUUCGACUGAUGUCCAUAAUCCUGCGAGGAACGAGGGAAGAAAAAAUAGAAUGUAAGACUCGCUGA
Messenger RNA from Uloborus diversus, 336 nucleotides. RefSeq names its product calaxin-like. The transcript is spliced from 3 exons. NCBI's taxonomy places the organism in Eukaryota, Metazoa, Arthropoda, Arachnida, Araneae, Uloboridae. The coding region runs from base 4 to 336 and encodes 110 amino acids. The record is from RefSeq and is a predicted model, not a curated record. Gene Ontology annotation, molecular function: calcium ion binding.